AGAAGUACCGUACAUACAUACACCAACGAGCGAUCGUCGCGCAAAAUGGCCACGGUUUUCUACAACCAUCAAGCGUACUUCUGGCUGUCACCGAUCCCACACUUUUUCAGCAAGGAAUGAACGUUACAUCGCACAGGUGAUUCGAUGAACGUUAUGUCACAGAUUUUUACCUCAGGGUGAUUCGAAGAUGUCUAGUGGCAGUGAACAUUCUCCAAAACCUUCUAAGAAGAGGCGAGUUGUAAUCUCAGAUAGCGACAGUAGUGAUGGUUCUAUUAUAAGAGCGCAUAGAAGGAGAAGAGUCUAUAGGGUUACAAGUGAUGUUGACAGCAGUGACGAGGAGAGUGAUGUACAGAAGCCAGUGAGCAAAAGGAAAAAUUAUAGACUCGUUAGCGAAGAUGAUACAACUUAUGAAAGCAGCGAUACGGAUGCUGAAUGGCAAGAUGAGCCAGUAGUUAGUACCUCAGAAGACAUUCAUUCUAUAUGUUUGGUUUUUCAUUCCAUCAUUGAUUUUUAUUCUUCCAUGUACCAUUCUGAAUUACCAGGUGAAAGCAACAGUGAUAGUUCAGAUUCACAGUCCGAAUGGCGGAGUAUGGAUGAAGAUGUGGUAGAUGAGGAUGGCAACAGGGCAGCUAGCGAUCAUAAAUCUAGAGUCUUGUCCAAAAAACAAAAAAAAUCCGAGAGCAAAGAGAAUGAAGAAGAAGAGCAACCAGCUAUGGAGACUGAUAGCGACAGUAGUGAUGCACAGGCUGAAAAGUGUCCAAUAUGCCUGUUGUCCUUCAGGAAGCAGAAAGUUGCUACUCCAGAUACUUGCGACCACUCUUUUUGUCUUGACUGCCUUGUCGAGUGGAGUAAAAAUAUCAACACAUGUCCGGUAGACCGAAAAACUUUCACCAUGAUUUUGGCAAGGAACAAGCUCGGCGGCAAGGUUACCAAGCAGUUUCCAGUCACUAUUAGACCGUCAAUCGAGGACCAGAUCCAGGAAGACCCAACAUACUGUGAGGUUUGUGCUCAGUGCGACAGGGAAGAUCGAAUGCUUCUCUGUGACGGAUGUGAUUUAGGGUAUCAUCUAGAAUGUCUUACCCCACCCAUUACUGAAGUUCCUAUGGAUGAAUGGUUUUGCCCUGAAUGCGCACAAAACAGCCAAAAUGACGCCGAAAUGGUGGAAAUCGACUUGGACGAACUGCCAGACCUAAUGGAGGAGGCCCGAAGACUGGGCGAGUCGUAUGGUAGGACACGAACGGGUCGUACUCGUGAAUCAGUGACAAAUUAUCCCCGUGUGAUAGCUCGAACACGUCAGACAGAACGAGUUCGGGCGAAUAUUCGGGCGGAUCGAGACCGUACUCGUAAUAUCGAUCGGUCAGAUCUCCGAGAACAUCGUUUGGCUCCAAGUUACUUUGAUCCAGAUCAGCCGUCGACCUCAACAUCGGGAAUUGACUCUCUAGGUGAAAACAGUCGCAGUUGGUCCCGAGACAGUGUGACUUUUAACGGCAUUGUGGAAGCUGUGGCAGCCACUGUCGGUAGUACAAGACGCAGAAGAGCCGCUGUUCCUGCAGCGCAAUCUAGAGCUAGGAAACGAAAGUCAAAGAAACGAAGGGCUGUUCGUCAGAGUGGCUCAGGGACCACUGUUGUACGCAAGGUUACGAUAACUGAGAUCAACGAUGACGGGGAACCGGAAGAAUUUACCACCUAUGUUAAAGUGAUGGACCGGUCAGCAGCCGGAAAAAGAACCGGAAAGAGAAAGUACAGGAAGAAGAAAUCCAAGAAUCCGCGAAAGAAACGAAGUAGACCUCGACGAGCUCGGACAGUGCAUUCUCUGGCAAAUAAGGUUCAGACUGUGAAAAAGCGACUGGCCCUUGCCCUCGGAUUAAAGAAACAGAGUCAUAAAGAUCCAUUGCUUAUUCCUACCGUCAAAGUUCGACAAACUAUUUCGGACAGAUCACAACUAACUAGCACGAGGCAUAACGCCGGGAUUUCCCAAGUCAGCCUCUUUGGAAAUUCACACGAUCUCAACUACAGUCCAGCCGGGUCGGACGAAGAAUCUGACAGUUGUACAGUUGGCAAUGGAUUGCUGGUCAGUAGUCGUCCCCGAAACGCGAUAUCGUCUACACGACGUCACGCAGCAUUGAAAAUGAUCAGAGAUCCUUUGGCCCGUGAAGAACCUGCACUAGAUAUCAUCGGCAGCAUAUUAAAUAGCCAGGAAUUUUGGCAUUCCAAAAAAAGUGACAUCACUCUCAAGGCAGAUGGCACAUUCUUAGUGAAGAACAACAACAACAACCAAAGGGAGAACGAUAGACACAGCAUAAACAACAAUAAUUCACCAAUAAAAAAAAAAAACUCAACCAAUGAUGAGGAAAGUAUGAUAGCGACUAAGGAAACUCCGCUGGAUUUGUCCAAUGUAGGUCAGAACGAUAUUGUGCAAAAUCCAAUGUACAACGGGCCCAGAGGCAGUGGAAAUCGAGGGAACUUUAGAGGUGGAGGAGGUUACAACUGUGAGAAUAAUAGGCACAGUUACGGUGGACAAGGAUACGGCGGGGGCAGAGAUUCCUAUGGUGGCGGAGGCGGUGGUGGCAGACAUAGCUAUGAUGGACCAGGUGGUCCCAGGGACAAUUACAAUAGUGGUCGUGACUUUGGACCUCCAAUAAAUUACAAUCAGGGAUUCGAGGGACGAGUUUCUCAAGGAUUCCCUGGAAAUCCACCUUUUCGGAAUCGUAAUCCGCAACAAAAUUUUCGUAAUGAAAGACCAAGAUUUCCACCUCCGCCGGAUCGUAACGAACAGCAACAGCAACAACGACAGCAUCAACAGCACCUGCACCAGCAGCAGCAAGUUCCCCCUUUUUGUCAUCGUGAUAACAAUAGCGAGAGACCACCACCACCUGCCUUUUCACACGCAAAUACCUUCCAGAGAUUCAGAGCUCACCAUCCACCCUUGGUACCCGGACCAAUUUCAGGUAUUCCUAGGGGACCUGGGAUCAGGCACGGUCCGAUACAUAACACUUUGAGAAUGGGUAGAGACUUGAUGCCUGGCUUCCACUUGCACGAGGACGUUAGAGAACAGCCUGCAUUCCAAAACGCUGGUGUCAGCAAUUCAGCCACCGCUCCAGUGUUUGGACCAAGAAAUCAAGCAGAUGAUGACGAGUGCGAUCUGUAUUCUGAUAUCGAGGCUCCUGUUAGUAAAGUCGGCUGUGCCAAUGACUCACCAGUUGUUGACGAUGGAAGUAACAACAUAGGUGGCGGUGGCGUACUGUUACCUCCUCCGCCAGAACCACCUUCAGGUCUGUUAGACUUUGAGGAAUCUAAGAGUGAUAGGGAUUGCAACGAUAGCGAUCAAGAACUGGUCAUAGAUGAUACUCCAAGAGAAGAUAACAGGGAGCGGAGAAACGACGACAAAUAUGAUCCAUUUGCUGAUGAUAGCGACAGCAACGACAGUUCGAAACAAGGAAAGCAUAGCCAUGUCAAAGAUGGCGACAAGGAGACGCAGGGUUCAAGUAAUCAGGUUCACCGAAUUACUCAUCCCGUCACACCGUACGGACAAAAUUUUCAUCAUGAACUUGGCGUUGAUAAACCUGCGCCCCGUUUGACCGCUUAUGACGAUGACGAGGAUGAGGACUCGCAGGCAGACUGUCCAAACUUUUCCAUUUACUCUUCUCAGUCUAUGGACGUAGCGAGGAACAGUGAGCAGGAGCUUUCGCAACAAAUUGGGCCCCUUGAACCACCACCUUUACCCCCAGAUAUACCAGAUGAUGAUGAUAUUAUUGUAGGCGAUGUGCAGGCCUGUGAUCUGUCAGACAUACCAGAACCCUCCGACCCGUACGUUGAAUCCCUGCAGAAGGAGAGGCGGCAGCUCAGUAAAAUACCACCAAAGAAAAUAUCGAAUGACAGCAGGGGUAAGAUCACUUUCAAAAUUGGGAAUAAAUUGAGAUUAAGCAAUAAACUCAGCAAUCUUUACGAUGAGAUGGACGAAGACAUCGAGAACUCCAUACAACAGGAGAAGGAGUCGGAAGAAAAAAAACAUAAUCAAUAUUCGAAUGUUGUUGGAAAACCUGUCCCCAAAGAUACAGCACAAUCUACAGAGAUAUCUGCCGAUCUACAGAUUCGAAAAACUGGUGGUAACAACGAGAAAGAAGAAGACAAGAAAAACAAUAAGGAGGGGGGCAAAGCAUCAGAAUCCGAGGCAGUAGAUAAGUCUGAUGACGAUGACGAAGAAAAAUUAGAAGAACUCGAAAAGAAACUUAAAGAAAAAGAGCAGAAGUUGAGGGAAAUGGAACAACAGGAGGAAAUAGAGAAGAAGAAUGCUGAGGAAUCAACCUAUGAAGAAGUUCAUAGGGAAAUCGUUAAAAAAAAAGAGGAGAAAGCCAAAGGAGAACGUGUAGACUGUGAUGAAGAUGACGAUGACAUUAGGAAGACAGGUGAAUCUCACCCAACAGUUGGGGCACAAGUCACCGCACAACAACAAAGCCUGACUAUGUCAACAAUUGAUCUGACUGAGAAAAGUUCAGAUACGAUAAUCUCUAUAGCUGACACAAUUCAUUCUUCGCCAAAGAAUGCCACUUUUGAUGAUCCGGAAAUAAUUUCUGAGGAAAAUCUUGAUAGCUCCCCUGGUAAUAAAGUGACGAACCUGCAAGGAGAGCGGGAUAAACCAGUUUCCCUUAGUCCAGGAUGGAAUAAUGUAGAAAAUGGCCAAGAAGCUGUUUCAAACGUCAGUCGAGAGCUUGUCAAAAAUACUCAGGCUCUCUAUGAUCAAAUAGACCAAGACUUUAUAUCGGGGCAUAUUAAAGAGGUCGAAGAAGAAGAUGAAGAAGAAGAAGAAGAAGAAGAAGAAGAAGAAGACGAAGAAGAAGAAGAAGAAGCAGGAGCCAGAGUAGGAGUGAAAGAUGAAGAAGUUGAUGAUGGCGAUGUGCAGGAGAGAGAAGAUGAACAGGAGAUUUUCAGAGGGCAAGAAGAUGAAGACGAGGAUGACGAAGAUUACCAAAAAAAUUCAAAGAAAUCAAGGAAAAGGACUGAUAAGGUGGUACAGGAUGACUCUAGACUCCAUGGAAGUGAAGAGAACCUAGAAAAGGCUUUGGGAACCAGCGGGAUGAUCGAUUUUCUCAAUGAAGGCGAAAACUUUCCAUUGGAAAAAGAUACGACUGAUGUAUUCGAGACAACAGGUAAUGAUAGUUUACCGGCAACAAAUUGGGAAUCCGAUGGAGCUUACACUCCAUGCAAAGAUGAGUUGCCCGUUAAAGUAGGAAAAGAUGUGGGCAGAGGCUCUUUAUCACCUUUUGAGAGUGGGCUUGAGCCGAUAACUCCAACUAAGGAUAGGUCUAACGAUGAUUUAGAUGGGUGCAGAACUCCAGCAGGAUAUGCAGGUCUUGGUACAGAGGCUAUUUCUGAAACCGAAGAACCUAUGAGCUGCGAGGAUGAGGGAAUGCAACCGAACCUCAGAAGAGAAAAGGAAAUAGAGGAUGGGGAGAUCAUGGAUGAUGCGAGGCUAAGUGGAAAAGUGAGCGAUAAACCAUCAAAGGAAAAAGAGGAAGAGAAUAAAAGAAAGAAAAAAAAAGAGAAAAAGGAAAAGGGCAAAGAGUCUGACAAGAAUAAAGAGAAUAUCUCUUCUGAGAAUCAGGUUGCAUGGAAGAAAAUAUCAAAAAGCACCAAAGAGAGACAGUACCGCGAUAAAGAUAGGAGGUCCAAAUCCAAGGAUAAAGAAAAAGACAAGGACAAGGAGAGCCCAAAGGAUAAAGAGCGUGACAGGGAUAAAGAUAGGGACAAGGACAAGACUAACAAAGAUAGUAAAGACAAGGAUAGAUCUAAAAAAAAGGGAAGGGAAGUAACGAGAAAGAAGGAAAAGCGCAAGGAACUCGAAAGAUACGACGUCAGAAAAAUUGUAGCAGACAAACCUGUGCAUCCAAGGAAGGACGAAUAUGGUAGGGAUGUUAGAAAUGGAUCCAGAAGUAGAUCUAGAAGCAGAACUCCCUCGAGACGAAGAAGUUUGUCGCGCGAUCGCAGAAGUCAAUCAUACUCCAGAAAUAGAUCUAGAAGCAGGUCUAAGUCCCGACCUCGGAGGUCGUGGUCCAGAGACCGACGGUCCUAUUCUAAAGGCGGAAGAUCCUUGUCACGUGGUAGAAGAUCCCUGUCUCGGUCAAGGCGCAAGAUUUCACGAAAGAGAUCGGCGUCGCGAAAAAGAUCUAUCUCCCGUAAAAGAUCAAUCUCUCGUAAAAGGUCAAUAUCGAGAAAACGAUCGCUGUCGAAACGAAGAUCAUGGUCUCAGUCGAGAAAACGCCGUUCGCCGAUGUCACCUAGACGAAGAUCCAGAGGUAGGUCUUUGUCUAAAAAUCGUCGAUCAAGUAGCAGAUCUCGGGAAAAGAAAAGAGAAAAGCUAAAGAAACACAAAUCCCGGAGCCGUUCAAAGGAUCGUAAAAGAUCUCGAUCGAAAACUCCCAAACGGAUAUCCUCACGGUCCAGAGACAAGAAACAUGCAAAACGAAAACACAAUUCCAGAUCCAGAGAAAGAUCAAAAUCGAGGGAACCGAGGGAUCGCAACAAAACAAAUUGGGUGCCGAUUACUGAGAAAGGAGCCGUCGAUCGAGAGAGACUUGCAUCGUCGCGGGAGAGAAGGUCCUGGAGUGCGCAGUGGACGCCUUCUUGGUCUAGGUCUCGUUCCAGGACUCCCACUUCGGUGAGACAUGAGGAGGUUGCGUCCCGGGGCAGCUGGUCACCUAUACCGGUGUUGGACAAUGUGGCAGUUCCUCCCAAGAAUCUGACCGUCAUAUUAACAAAUAAGGAAGCAAUAAAGAAGAAGAAAAAAGAGAAAAAAAGAGAGCCUAAGAAAGGGGCUAAGGACAUAGAAAAACGAAAGAGAAAUAAAAGAAACCGAACUCCACCGCCGUCUAAAGAGGUAUUCGCAAGCGGUGAUAAUAUUCUGGUAAGCGUUUGCUUCAACAAAGAAAAUGAGACCAAUCCUAUUGAGAUGGCCAACGUACCUGAAGCAACUCCUCUUGUCACACCUACAGCUAAACGCAGGAGACGUGAGACCGUCCAAAGUGAGCCUACAAUAAAAAGGUCUAAAAAGGAAAAGCUCAAGGAAAAGAGGGCUCCAAAAUCUCCAAAGAACAAAAAGGAGCGUAAGAAAAAAUCGAAGGCAGCAGAAAUUGCGGCAACUAAAAAACCUGUCGCUGUUAUUGACCUUGAUCAAUCGCCGUUCAGGGAACAAACACCAUCGCCGCACGAUGUCAUCGUCUUAAGCGAUGACGAGGACAAACAAGUACAGGAAAUGGCAACCCCAGAACAGCACGCUUCCCCCAGGCCCACCCCCCAACACGAGCAAUUUGUCUCUCAGGGCCCAAAAACGCCGCCUGAACCGCAAAUCAAGUUUUCAAUAAACAAACAACAGAGCAAUCUCAGGACGUCGAUGAUAAACCCCCUUCAUGAGGAGGAAGAGGAAGAGGAAGAGGAGCGGGAAGGUGGGGAGGACGAAGAGGAAGAAGAAGAAGAAGAAGAAGUCGACGAAAGAGUUGACGAAGAACUAGAAAUGCGAGCUCAGGAAGAACUUGAGCUCAGACUUAAAAUCGGACCAAAUACACCACCUGAACCCCCUACAUCGCCACCUACUUCUCCGGAUGCUUACGAUCCAUUUGAUCCCACAAAGUCCAGAUCCCCGACUCCCGCUGCAAGCCAAGAAGCCACACCCGUUGACGAUAGAGACAGAAAUCAUCAUCAGUGCAAUUCGCCGAGAAAUCCACACGAUGACAGCGAGCCACCCUCUUGCCCACCAAGUGAGCCCGACAAACAGAUGCUGCAAGAUCAACAAAUCAAUCAGGAUAUUAGCAAACAGAUCGACAAACCCAAAAUUAUAUCUAUGGUGACAAUAAAAAGAGCUUCACCUAAGCGAGACUCCCCCCCUGUCACUGAUGGGCAGACCGACACAAAUCAGUCCACCGAUACCGCAGCAAAAAAUCAACAAGGCUUACAAGUACAACAUCAACAAAAUAAUCCAACAAACUUUACCAACGUCAAUCCCGUAUUGGCUACCGUUACUGCCGCGGUUCAACGAAGCACCAUGUUCAACGCUGGCGCACCGUCCGGUGGUCAAAGAAAUUUGACUCAGCCAAAUCGAAUAUCGCCAAUAAAUCAAAGUAAACAGCGAUCAACCAACGAUAGACCACAGUUGACACCUAUAUUUGCCAAUCCAACAAAACUAACACCUGCAAUGCGGGGUGUCAAAUCCACGUCAUCGUCGUCACAGAAUAAAAAUACCUCUGCUAUGGGACAAAACGGAAGUGAUGCGACACUUGAGUCUGCAAACGAUACCCUCGAUAUGUCUUCGCCUUACUCUCCGGGGUCCAGCCUAAGCGAUGGGAUCUUUGACCCUCCGAGCCCUGGAGGACACAGUCCUCAACAACUACUGCCACCACCAACUAAUACAAACAAGAAUACCCCCUCAAAAACUAGCAGCGCAAAGACAGUUGAUAAAAAGGACGCAUUCGAUACGCUUUUCGGGUCAUCACCUGCAGUUAAGAACCUAGGGAAGGCAAGGGCGAGGAAAGUUCCGGAGAAAGAUAAAAAAAAGAAAUCUACAAAUCCGAAAGUCGGGGUGCGAAUGGACGAAAACCAACUUCAAAUAUUGGACGAUCUUCCGAGUUCAGCCGUUGAAAUGCAGGUCAAAGACAAGUUUCUAAAGAAAUUAAACAGGCAGGAGAGAGUCGUGGAAGAGGUGAAACUUGUAUUGAAGCCACAUUACACCAAAAAACACGUUACUAAAGACGAAUAUAAAGAUAUUAUGAGAAAGGCUGUACCCAAGAUCUGCCAUAAUAAAACGGGGGAGAUAAAUCCGAAAAAGAUUGGGCAGCUAGUUGAAGCUUAUGUUAAAAAAUGCCGAAUCAACAAGAAAAAGGGAUCAGGAGGCCCGUCGAAUACAACAAAGGCAACUAAACCCGCAAAAAAUCUUUGGAGUUGAUCAUAAGCCAAACAUGGUCUAGUAUUAAAUAUGUCCUCGUCAAUGUUGGAGAAGUCCGUCAAUAUUAUUUGGUGGUAAGUGAGAGUGAAUAGAAAAGUACUGCUCCGUGCAAACUUAUAAUAAUAUUCGGCAUUCUAUAUGAUGGAUGCUAAUUAAAGAAACACCGAACAAUGUGUAUUGUGUGUAUGUACAUACUUAUUAUUAUUAUUUUAUUAUUAAUAUUAAUAUUAUUAUGAUUAUUAUUAUUACUUAUGACUACUAUGAUAUUCGUAAAACUGAAAUUUCCUGCGCAAUAUUUUUAUUUAUGAAUGAAUUUGAAAUAGUUUACAUGAUUUGAUUUCGUCGUAGGGCUAUAAUAGAAGAAAAAUUCAAUCAUUCUGUAUUGAUUGAUUGAUUAAUCGAGUUAGGUCAUUAUCAAUGGAUUUUUCGAUUACUGGAAAUGAUAAUUUCCUUACCCUUCGUUUUAUCUCAAUUCCAAUUCUGAAUACUAUCAAUUAUUGUUAUUUUCCAUUUCCUACAAAUAAUUAUAAAUACCACCGCAGGUUUACUACUACGAUCACAUUAUGUAAUAUGUAAAACUUAUUGUAAUUAGACAAUGGCGCUGCACGAUUAUUACUGUCAUUAUUAUCAUCGAUUAUUGAAGUAAACUUUCAUAUGCCAACACAGAUCAUUCGACAGAUAA
Molecule: messenger RNA, 9614 nt
Organism: Athalia rosae (coleseed sawfly)
Lineage: Eukaryota; Metazoa; Arthropoda; Insecta; Hymenoptera; Athaliidae
Gene: PHRF1
Biological process (GO): regulation of DNA-templated transcription
Molecular function (GO): DNA-binding transcription factor activity
Source: RefSeq, a predicted model, not a curated record